Bicyclus anynana (squinting bush brown) is the source of this 6338-nucleotide messenger RNA. RefSeq names its product centrosomal protein of 164 kDa (gene Cep164). The transcript is spliced from 21 exons. Gene Ontology annotation, molecular function: protein binding. Lineage: Eukaryota; Metazoa; Arthropoda; Insecta; Lepidoptera; Nymphalidae. The record is from RefSeq and is a predicted model, not a curated record. The coding region runs from base 144 to 4181 and encodes 1345 amino acids.
CAGUUGUCAAAAUUUUCUUUUCACGGAGAAUUUAUCGCGAUUUUCCACGAUUAUUCAAUAAUGAAUAUUAAAUUUUCAAAAGUUAAUUACAGCUGCGUUAGUAGCGGCAUUUAUUUGAAAUGAAGAAAAUAUGAGAUCUAAAUAUGAGUUCGCCGUCGGCGUUGGUGUGCCGCGAGAUUUUCGACGAAAACAGCCAGCCUUCUGCCGAAGAAAUAUCUGAUUAUGCCUGCCAGUUGGGCAUUGAUCCAGACAGCGAGAGCCAUCUCCUGCCGCUGGCUCGAGAUGGCCUCAUGCAAGCUCUGCCUGCACCAUGGAAAGCUUAUUUUGAUGAGAAGCUGCAAACCCACUACUACUACAACGAAGACACCAAGAAGACUCAGUGGGAGCAUCCUCUAGACCACGUGUAUCGGGAGUUGGUGAAGAAAGCGCGCGAUGCCUCCGUGCAGGAUGACACUUGCGCCUCUGUGCAGGAACUUCUCACGUCGGAAGAGAACACCAAAAACCUCGAACGCGUCGAAACCAAAGUGGAAAGCGAAGAUGAAGAUCUCAGCACGGACAGCGAACAACACGCCUCAGACGUUAAAGACAACACAAAUCCAACCUUAUUACCAGGGAAUAGGCGCUUAACUCCUUUGGGCCGACCACCUUUAGCACCGCUAUCAAGACUGGACAAAAAACUUGGUGAUCUACGGAUAUCGCCUUUAAGACGUAGCACAGAAAGUCCAAUAUCCCCUAAACCGGUGUUAGUGAGGAAUAUAUCUGAUAGAGAUAUAUUAAGCCGACCGACGUUCGAAAGGCCAAAAAUGUUGUUCAAACAGCAAUCUGAAAUCAUUGAUCUGAGAAUGCAUGUAUUAACAAGUCCGGAGGAAGAGAAUUUCAGUCCUUUGUUGGCGUCUGCAAAAAUAGAAAAGGGUUUGCCUUUGGCAGGCAAAGGAAGCAUGUUUCUCAAAAUAUCUCGCUCAAAUCUACCGAGUCCGGACACAGAUAAAUCUUUGCAAUUAGACUCUGUCACCAAGAGUGAUCCACCUAAGGGCAUACUCCGUGAGAAGACGUCCGAUUCUAUACAAAGGAAAGCCGAAAGCGUUGUUUUUGGGAAGCCCAAACAAACGCCCAGCUUUGAAGAGGAUAAGAAGAGUGUGAGAUUUAAGCUAGAAAAUUUACCCGAACCGACAGUCAGUCCCGGUUCGAACAGUUCCUCAGAACAAAACGACGCGCAGAGCUCCAUCAUCAGUGCCAUACCGACCAUGCCAUCACCUAUCAUACCCUCCUCACCUAUCAUGCCGUUACCUUUCACACCUAUCACGUCCAACAUCACUCUGACACCUAUCACACAUCCCACGGCUCUGAACACUUUGUCUCCUUUAGUAACGAGACCGCCUCUGCCACCAAGGUUAGACAGUCCGAGGGAAAUUAAAAGUGUAUCGGGAUCUGAGAGAGAAUCUUUAGACAGCGAAAGCUUAAAUCGUGGUACAUCGCCUCGCCGUCGUCUCAUAAAACCACCGCCGGCUGAAUAUAUAAAGCCGGAGUUAUUUCAAAAGAAUUUCCAAAAAAUAUCCGAUUUGGUGCGUCGCGCCGACAUUGAUCCACCAUCUGUAACUUUAGACGAACCUAAUUCGGAAAAAGGGAGUAGACCAAGGUCGCCAUUAAUACCACUCAAAAGCAAAAUCUCUAUAAACCUCAUGGAAAGUAUCGAAUCUGAAACAUCUAUCGAUUCACCAGACCGAGAAUUCGCUAAUCUAGAUUUAAACGACUUGGAUGAUUCUAACAAACAAGAAGUGACAGACUUAAGAGAGAACGAACGGGAAAAGAGUCCAAGACUCGAAGACAAUUCUGAAAAAACACAUUCCAAAGCCAGCAGUGACUCUGUUCACAGGUCUCGAGACAUUCCAAUACCUCAAAUAAGAGUUCCUAAGUUAGAUUUUAUGAACAAAGCCAAAUUUACACAUUCCGAUUCCGAGGAUUCCAGAAAAUCUUUACAUGACGAAGAAAAUAAGAACAGUGCUAGAUCGAAUAGUAUUGAUAUACCUAAAGACAUUAAAACGCAAAUCAAAUUAUCACCUACACCAAGUUUAGGUUCAGACAGAUCUCCUAGAUUAGAGUUUACUAAAAAUUGGUCUAGUCCUUUAUCUACAUUUAAACCCUUAAAUAAACCAGUCGUAAAUCCUCUAAAGUCGUCUGAUUCUGCAUCAAGUUUAGGUAAAGGCUUGACAAGUCCUCGACUAGAUGGAGUUAUUCUUUCUCAAGGAAAAUCUAGCUCCGAUAAUGUAGUUGUAGUCUAUCAAUUUGAAACUCAAGACGAAUCUCCGAAACCUGUAAAAUCUCCACUAAUCCCCGAUAUGGGAGUAAGAGAAAUGUUAGAAAGGAACAAGCAGGAUGAAAGGAGAAGAUUAGAGUUGUCAAUGCAAAAAGAAUUGGAGAUAAUUCGUAUGGAAUUUACGGCUAAAGAGAAGAGAAUGAGAGCGGAGUUGCAAGAAGAGUUCAGAGAGGCGGAAGAGAAGUUCUUAAACGAUAAGAGAAUGAGAUUAGCUGAUCAAGCUUUAAGGCACCAACGGGAAUUAGAGGAAGAAUUGGCGGAGGCCGAGAAGUCUCAUAGACAAGAAUUACAAAGUAAGCUAAAGGAUUUUGAUUGGAAGUUUCACAAUGACGCCGAGAUGGCUGCGAAGCAACACGAAGUGAAUAUAGCGGCCUUGAAAGAUGAUUACAGCAGCAAAUUCAGCGAGUUGAGGGAACAAUUAGAGAUUGAAAACGAGCGCGCCCUGACCGAAGUCCACAGUCAAUUGCAAAUGAAUCUCAACAGAGAGAGAUCUCGUAUGAUCGAAGAGAAUAGAGCAACGUUGGAGACAUUGAGGGAAGAGCAUACAAACAGGGUUACCGAGUUGAGGCAUGAUUAUAGGGCGGAGGUGGAGCGUCUGCGCACGCAGCACGGCUGUCACCUAGAGGAGCUGCGCGCGCGGCUGGCGGGCGAGCGGGCGGCGGCGGCGCGCGCGCACUCGGACCGCGCCCUGCACGACAAGUACAAGUGCCUCAAGGAGAAGUACGCGCGGCUCAAGCACGACGUCAAGAUGUCAAUAGAGAGGCGGAACAAACGGCGCGAGAUGAGCAUGACGACGGGCUCCGAGACUGAGAAGUCUAAUUCGCACAAAGCUAACCAAUCUUUGGAAAGAUGUAAAGAACUGAACGAGACGACAUCGGUGAGUGUCGCGGUUGAAGCUGAACCAGCAAGGACGAGGAACAACAACCCCACCAUCAAGUUCACCGACGAGACGUCUUACUCUGAGAGCAACGCGCCCAAGUCCGUCGACAACAACAACGACGAGUGGAAACUUAGGCGGGAUACUACUCUACAAUCCGACACAUCACAAAUAUCAGCGUUGAAACAUCCGCGUACGAAGAGGAACAGCGUCGCCUUCAGAGAACCGCCUCGACGGAGACGAGAGAGAGAUAGAGAUGCAGGCGCCACCACAGAUUGUCAAGACUCUUCAGACGCCACUACAGCUGAUGAGAAACCAAAAGAGGCAAUAAACGGUCACGGCCGACGUAGGUGUUUUACAAGAUUAAAAUCAGCAUCCACGUCGCGACUUAACUAUUCGCCUAAGCGCGGCGAAGGUUGGUCCAGCCCAUUAGAAUCCCUAAGGCAACAGUUGCGCAAAUUAGACGACUUAGAAGACCAGUUCCCAGAUUUGGCGUGUCAACCGGCAUAUAGUUUACGAUAUCCAUUCUCUGAGCUGGGUGCGGUCGCCACAGCUGACACGCCCGAGUUGGAGUUCGUCCGGCACCGCGCGCUGGUGGAGCGCGAGGGUAUGCGGCGCGCGCGCGCCGUGCUCAAGCGGCGCCGGGCGGCGCUUCGGGAGUCCCGGGCCUCGCUGUCCCCGCACAGGGCUCCUUCGGAAGCAACGACGAGCGAAGCGUCAUCGGGUAGCGAAGCGGCGAACGAAGUGGAAACAGGCGGAGCGGUGCUUCGCUCGCUGCGGGCGCUACACGCGGACGUGCGGGACAUCUGGCGAGCCCUGGACGCUAGGAAGCUAAGCAAUGUUUCACCGGAGACGAGUUCCUGUAACAUGCCGACCACUUCCCAGACGAGAAUGACAUUAUCCGCUCCUGAACCCGCGAUGCAAGACAACUCCGACAGUGUGGCGGAAAGGGCCAAAGGUUUGCGCGCCUGGCUCCAAACUGCGCCGUAAUAUGCCUACACCAUUAUAUCCUACAGUAAUAUAUUCAUACACACCGUUCCACCAAUCAGAUCACGGAGACUAGACUGAAAGAUCACAUGAUAUAGUGGCACGUGAUCUUGCAGUGAUCUGAUUGGUGCGUUCGAAUCAGAUCACGGAGACUAGACUGAAAGAUCACGUGAUAUGGUGUCACGUGAUCUUGCAGUGAUCUGAUUGGUGCGUUCGAAUCAGAUCACGGAGACUAGACUGAAAGAUCACGUGAUAUGGUGUCACGUGAUAUUGCAGUGAUCUGAUUGGUGCGUUCGAAUACGCUGAUGCUACGUACACGUAUAUGUAACAUUUAAUUAUACGAAUCUCAGAUUGUAUGUUAUUUAAGUUAAAUUAUUUCCCGUAAUUGACAAAUUAGUGUAAAUUAAACGGUUUCUUUUUAAAUUCGUAUUAUCAUGAAUAUAACAAUGAUGAGUCUAAUGUUUUCCUAAACCUAAGGUUGUCUGUUAAAGAUCGCUCCUAAGCGAUAAGGCCGCCUUUUGAUUCCUAGUCAUAAUAUAUUUCUGUUUUUUUUAUUUGAAUUUCUGUGCUGUACGAAUAAAACGUAAACAAGUAAGUUAAUUUCUGUCAAAUUAUUUAAUUUUCUGUUAUGAAUUUAAUUUUUUUUAAAUGCGUUGAUUUUUUUUAAUCUGCUUUAUACAAAUGAAGUGGAAUAUAAACUUUUAGGUUGUAAUCUAGUGUUUACUCGAAAAGUCUUUAGAAUCUAGUCCGUUAAAUUGUAGUCAAUUGACUGAAUCGUAUCGAUCGCGUAUUAUACUGUAGUGUUUCUAGAAAAAAAAUGGAAUAAUGUAUUUCUAGAAAUUAAUGUGUAAAACUAGUCAUCUCGCGAUUUCUUAGCUUAAAUACUAUUAAAUAUUAUGAAAUAAUUAAUUAAUAUAAUAAAUAUGUAAUAUAUACAGCUCUGUAUUUGCAGUGUGAUGAUAAUAUUUGUUUUAAGUGUAAAUAAGUUUGAAUGGGAGAUUUUUCAUAUACUUUCUUGUAUUUAACGUUUAAAUCAAUCGAUGUAUAAAUAUAUAUUCAUAUAUUUCACAAAAAACACAAUAAACCACGCUCAGAAUGUUGAUUAAAUAUUAAUAAUAAAUAUUUAUUAUUUAAAUAGUAUUAAUCUCCUAAAGAUUAUUUAAUUUUUCGUCGUAAUUAAAAAAUAUGUUUUUGACAAUACGACGCAAACCGCCUGUCGGCCAUGACAGUCUUAUAUUUCGACUGUUUCAUGACGUCACUACAACAAAUCCCAUACAAAUGGAGCGUUUGUCAAAAAUAUUAGCUAACAAUUAGUUCGACGUUUAAUACAUCAAGGGUGUUAGUGACGUCACAAAAUUGACAGACGUCACCGUUUUUGACGUUUGGAUUUUUUUUUAUUCUUUACAAGUUAGCCCUUGACUACAAUCUCACCUAGUGUUAAGUUUUGAUCUCAGUCUAAGAUGGAAGCGGCCUAACUUGUUAGGAGGAGGAUGAAAAUCCACACACCUUUCGGUUUCUACACGACAUCGUACCGGAACGCUAAAUCGCUUGGCGGUACGUCUUUGCCGGUCUUUUGAAUAAAUACGUGAUAUAUAAAUUAAAUUUUAAAAGAAACCCUUAACUUUUAUUAAUUGAUAUUGAUAUAUUUCAGAGCCUUAUUCCAUGUAUUACACGGAAUUAAUAUAUUAUUAAAUUUGAUAUGAGUCCACCAACAAACUGUUAACCAACAAACAAAUAGCGUAUUUGAUUGUUGGUUAACAAAACGGUUUACAAAACGGAGGUCCUGGGUUCGAUCCCCGGCUGGGCAGAUUGAGAUUUUCUUAAUUAGUCCAGGUCUGGCUGGUGGGAGGCUUCGGCCGUGGCUAGUUACCACCCUACCGGCAAAGACGUACCGUUACAACGUACGUAACAAGUUAGCCCGCUUCUAUCUUAGACUGCAUCAUCACUUACCAUCAGGUGAGAUUGUAGUCAAGGGCUAACUUAUAAAGAAUAAAAAAAAAAUAAAGUCUGUAGUAUAGUAUAGUGACGCGUAGGCCUACAAACGCAUAAUUACCAUAAAUGCACAAACCAGCCAGCACAAAAGUCUUAUUAUGACUAUUUGCGACACAAAUUAAAAAAAAGGGAGAUUGAAAAGGUAAAGUAAAAGACCAAUAAUCACCA